CGUUGCUGAGAGGGCUAAUAGGACCAUCCUGGAAACUGCGCGAGCGCUGCUGAUCGAAUCAGGGCUGGGGAACUCCAUGUGGCCUCAUGCGGUGAGGCAUGCUACAGUGGCAAGGAACCACGUACUCACAAAGUGCAAGUGGCUGGCAAAAAUCAAGACGGAUGAGAAAGGAGAGCCAUCAGUUUACAAGAGCAGGCUGGUGGCAAAGGGGUUUCAGCAGAAAGAGAAGGAAGAUUACAAAGAAGUGUUUGCCCCCAACUGCUACAAGGCCAUCUAUGGCUUGAAGCAGGCCCCGAGAUGCUGGUACAACAGGCUGGCCAGUGCACUGGAAGGGAUUGGAUUCCGUGCGAGUGCAUGCGACGAGAGCCUAUUCCUGAUGGGCGAGGGGGAGUCGCUUGUGCUUCUGCUGGUGUACGUGGAUGACAUCCUGCUCUUCAGCAGCAGUGACAAGGAGAUCGAUGGGGUGCAGCAGAAGCUCACAGAGCAGUUCAAGUGCAAGUCACUUGGAGAGGCAAGGUACUACCUGGGAAUGCACAUUGAGCGGGAUACUGAACGUGGCUGGCUCAAACUGCAUCAGGGACAGUACAUCAACACCUUGGCUGAGAAGUACUCUCUGCAGGAAGAACGGCUUGGAGAAGGAAAUGUGUUCCUUUCCUGUUUUGCUGAUGCCACAUGGGCUUCUGAGCAUGAGGAUUCAUCAUCAGUAGGUGGAUACAUCUGCAUGGUGGGAGGUGGGCCUGUAAGUUGGAGGUCCAAGAAGCAGUCUGAGACGGCACUAUCGUCAGUGGAAUCUGAGUACAUGGCGAUGUUUCAUGCGGCAAAAGAAAUGAUUUGGCUAAGAAGGCUCUUGAAGGAGAUCGGCCAUGAACAGACUUGUGCGACACCUCUGUUCAGUGACAGCAAGGGAGCCAUUGCCAUGGCACGCAAUGCAGUUCUUCAUGGGUUGAACAAGCACAUGAGGAUCAAGUGGCAUUGGCUGCGGAAGGAGGUGAAGCUUGGGACACUAGAUCCGAUCUACGUGAAAACUCAGCAACAGCCAGCCGACUUCCUUACCAAGCGGCUAGCUGAAGAGCCACACUGGCGCUGUGUGAGGAUGGCGGGAAUGUCCUUGAACUAGAGACGGCGAAACAAGCCGACAGUCUGA
Closterium sp. NIES-67 is the source of this 1144-nucleotide messenger RNA. The record is from the annotation of a GenBank genome assembly. NCBI's taxonomy places the organism in Eukaryota, Viridiplantae, Streptophyta, Zygnematophyceae, Desmidiales, Closteriaceae.